Heterobasidion irregulare TC 32-1 is the source of this 818-nucleotide messenger RNA. RefSeq lists its product as uncharacterized. The record is from RefSeq and is a predicted model, not a curated record. Bases 294 to 722 code for a protein of 142 amino acids. The transcript has a single exon. NCBI's taxonomy places the organism in Eukaryota, Fungi, Basidiomycota, Agaricomycetes, Russulales, Bondarzewiaceae.
CACCGACCCUGGACGCUUGACAGUCUGACUCCCAGUACCGACAUCAUUCGCGGAAUCUGGAGUCACUGUGUCAAUAUUACUUGACCCUGGUUUGGUGUGGCUCUCUCGCCAGACGAUGGCAGACCAGAAAGCAUCGCUAGACUUGACCCACGUUCUCUGUGAGCCUCCUUUCCCUCCAGUCGUGUCUACUGACUACCGAACGUUUUCAGAUGAUGCAUCCUCGCACGUUUCGCUCGCACUCGCCCUCAUAACAUUAUCACCCAUCCUCUUGAUGGUCAGUCGCUUCCCGUUCGAUGCCAUGGAUCAACGCUCGUCUGACCAGCAUCAACUCGGAUAAGGCUAGUUAUGCCGUUCUGGCCGUCUAUACGCGGGAAGUCACGAUCAUCAACAUGUGGGCUGGUCAGCUUCUUUGUGAAUUUCUGAACUGGGUUGUCAAGCGUUUGGUGAAGCAAGAACGGCCUAUAGGUGCGGUUUGUGUAGCUAGUCUCAAAAGUCGUGUUGACAUAGCCAUGUCACGAUUUGCAGAUAGUGUGGGCAAUGGCUACGGCUUUCCUUCAUCGCAUAGCCAAUAUAUGGCAUUUUUUGCCACAUUUCUUGUCCUGCACCUGCAUUGUCGACACAAAUUUGUCUCGACCGGCUUUUGGGCUGUUGACGUCCUAUGGCAGGCUGUGGUCCACUUUGCAUUGAUUGGUUGGGCUGUCGUCGUAGCAUACUCUAGGUGAGCAUCUCACAAUUCUCCGCCGUGAUCUUCGUUGACGGUGCCAUCCGACUUCCAGGCUGCAUUUGGCGUAUCACUCUCAUCAUCAGGUUCUGUGGGG